GUGAAGAGAGGUCGACCAUGUUGAAAAAGGGAAACACAACAAAAGAGACGCGUUGGCUGAGGCGAAUUGACCGAUUUUGAAACAAAUAUACUGCUGAGUCGGUGAAUUACCACAACAUACACACAAGAACUCAUCGUCGAGAGGAGCAAAGGGUGACAGAGGUGGAGGUCUAGUUGGAAGACCACAAGGAGGAGAGGUUACACACUAAUCUCCGCAUGCCCACACAUUUACUCACACUUGUACACACACUCUGACACUGACACCAGGUCAGCAGUCCCAGUCUUUGAAGUUGGGUGAGGCUAUUUGAAAGCGUAAAGCUGUACUGUGCUUUGGACUUUUGUCUCCCUGGAGUUUUGCGUUUUCCACAGACUUUGCGGAUUUUGAACCUCAGAGAAACUGCUUUUGGACAGAUGUACAAAUAAGCUGUAAAACUGGAUAGCGCUUUUGAACAGGACAUCAAAAGGAUUAAGUCUCGCACAUCUUGGAAUAAAAAAUUGUGACGAACUGGAAAGAAAGGCCCCAACAUAGAUAAAUACAGACACAUUUAAAGACUAAGAGAGAGAUUGAACUUCUUGAGCCGAAGAGAAGCAUUUUGGCAAUACGCUCUCCUUAGUUUAUCUUGCCUUAGCUGUUCUGUUGCAGGAACCUGCUUGUGUAUAAUUUUCUAUACCCUCUGCAGGUGUACUAUUUAUGCAUAUAAAUGUUUAUUUCUCUUCGUUUGGAAGAGCUUUCUUGUUAAACCUAUUCUUGUGAAGACAGUUGCUCUUAUUUGAAGAGGUCACACUGUACGUGUACAUAAACCUGUUUGUAAAUAUAUAAAGACUUUAUCAAUAUCAAGUUCUGAUUGCAGCAUUGAGAACAUUGUAAAUAUUUUAUUAGAACUUUUGUAAGGCCUAGUGGUCCAUUGUAAAAAGUGAAAAAAGGCGCAUCAGAAAAAGCAACAAAAGGAGAAGAGGAUGGCUAGCGCAAGGACGGAGAAUGUGGGCCCCGUCGUAAUGGGGAUCAACAAGCAGAAUGGGCAGUUCAGAGGACAGCCUAAGCCGGCCUCUCAAUCAGGACCCAUUGUUGGAAGUGGUCAGUCUGGAAAGGUUCCUACUGGAGGCCAAAAAUCUGCCGGCGGCUCUCAAGAAGGGCCUGGAAUCAGGUUUGGCGAUGACUGGAAAAAGAGCCUACAGCUUCCACCCAAAGACAAUAGAGUCAGAACUUCAGAUGUGACCGCCACCAAGGGGAACGAGUUUGAGGAUUACUGUUUAAAGAGGGAGCUGUUGAUGGGAAUCUUUGAAAUGGGCUGGGAGAAACCUUCCCCCAUCCAGGAGGAGAGUAUACCCAUCGCGCUCUCUGGCCGUGACAUCCUGGCUCGUGCGAAAAACGGAACAGGAAAGAGUGGGGCUUACCUGAUUCCUAUGCUGGAGAGGAUAGACCUGAAGAAAGACCACAUCCAGGCCUUAGUACUGGUGCCCACCCGUGAGCUUGCCCUACAGGUCAGUCAGAUCAGCAUCCAGCUCAGUAAACAUCUAGGUGGAGUCAAAGUUAUGGCCACCACUGGUGGGACCAACUUACGUGAUGACAUCAUGCGUCUCGAUGAGACUGUGCAUGUUGUGAUAGCUACACCAGGCAGGAUUCUGGACUUGAUCAAGAAGGGAGUUGCAAAAGUGGAUAAAGUUCAAAUGAUGGUUAUGGAUGAGGCUGAUAAGUUGCUUUCCCAGGACUUUGUGGUGCUUAUCGAGGACAUAAUUGGCUUCCUUGCCAAGAACAGGCAGAUUCUACUCUAUUCUGCCACCUUUCCCACCAGUGUACAGAAAUUCAUGGCAAAGCACCUGCAAAAGCCCUAUGAGAUUAAUCUAAUGGAGGAACUAACCCUGAAAGGCAUCACCCAAUACUAUGCCUAUGUCACUGAGAGGCAGAAAGUGCACUGUCUUAACACACUCUUCUCAAGGCUGCAGAUUAAUCAGUCAAUCAUCUUCUGCAACUCCACUCAGAGAGUGGAACUCCUGGCCAAGAAAAUUACCCAACUGGGCUACUCUUGUUUUUACAUCCAUGCCAAAAUGAUGCAGGAGUACCGAAACCGUGUUUUCCAUGACUUCAGAAAUGGACUGUGUAGAAAUCUGGUCUGCACAGAUUUGUUCACUAGAGGAAUCGACAUCCAGGCUGUGAAUGUGGUCAUCAACUUUGACUUUCCCAAGAAUGCAGAGACCUAUCUGCAUCGUAUUGGGCGCUCAGGGAGGUUUGGCCACCUUGGUCUUGCCAUUAACCUGAUCACAGCAGAGGAUCGAUUUAACUUGAAGGCCAUUGAGGACCAGCUGGUGACUGAUAUCAAACCAAUCCCUGGCAGCAUUGAUAAAAGCCUGUAUGUGGCAGAGUACCACACAAUGAAUUCUGAGGUGGAGGCAGAGGAGAGGGAACAACUGGCAGGGAAACUUCAAACCUCCUAAGACAAUAAAAGAAACAAACCUGGCUUUGCACAAACAUCAGUGUUUGCACACACCAGCGUUUGGCGUUAAACUUUUUGUUUUGUUUUGCUUCCCAUCUCCCCUCCCUACAUGCAGUUAAAUUUUGUGCCCUGAAACCUGGCAGUAGUUUUUGUUUACUUGGUUUUUUGUUUUGUUUUGUUUUGUUUUGUUUUUUCUUCUUCAAAAAUGUAUGUCAAGACUUGGAUCGUCAGCCAGACUUGUAUUAUGCUUUGCACCAGGACUUGAGGUUGACUUUGAAGGAAAAACCCUAUACAUUCCAGAGUCCAUUUGAGACUUGCAAUAAAAAGGCUCAAUCAAGACAUGCAAGUCCAGGUUUACUUGAUAGUGAAACACUUGCAAACACCUCUGAUAAAAUAAUAAUAAAUAAAAGCAAGAGGGGAAAAGUGCACAGGAUUCAUUCUGUAGAUUGAGUGUUACUGCUUGUUUUUACUACAUAUCAGCUGAAUAGAUGAGAGAAUACUCAAGGUGAAGUUCUGACUGGAUACAGCUCUAUUCACUGGCUACAGGAGUAUAAAACUGUGCCACAGUCUGCCAGAUACAAACAUUUUUUUACUCACUUAAGUGCCUUAACAUGUCUCCUCAGUUGCGGGCUAACUAAAAGCUCUAGAUGUAUCUCUGAUAAAAUAUAUGAACAACUGUUAGAACAGUGUCCCAGGCUUGAUAUUAAAAGAGGCCAAUGCUUGCCUUUCAUUGCAGCUCUUUCAUUAGAGCUGAAUUAAAACUGAAAAGAAAGAGUUCAUAUAAACUAUAAAUGGAAGGCAUCUUGUUGGCGAUUUCGACAGCUGGCCUUUAACAUCAUUCACAUGAUCGUUGCACCAACUGUCCAAGUAAUCAGAAGGAAGCUCUAAAAAUUCCAGCCUCCCAUUGCUUUUGGACAUGAUGCACCUGUCUGGGGAUAUUUUGCAAUAAGACAUGGCAGCUAAAGAUGAUCUUUUUACCUCCUUGAAGGUUUGUUAUUGUUGUUGAGUCAAGCCUUUUUAAUGUUUCUAAUGUUUGGAUUAACAUUCCUGGCCUCAGCAUGGUCAGUGGGAGCAGCCUAAUGUCUGAAGGAGAAAUUUUUCGAGCAUCAUAUUUCAGACUCAAGUUUUAAUACUAAAUCAAGGGCAUCCAACUGCAAAUGAGUUGCAUAAAAGAUUGUGAACAAGGUCUGAGCACUGUGGAGACACAUACUUUAUCAGAGGUGUUUGCAGGUCCAUUUAAAUGUUUAAAGGGCAAGAUUUUUUUUCCCCUUUCUUUUCCUUCUUUGAAGAAGUUCUGCAUGCAAAGCAUAGGAAUUAAUUUUAGGAAAUAGAUUUCAGGCUCAGUUGCAUUUGUGUUUUUUUUUGUUUUUGUUUUUUCCCCCUCAGAUUGUUCUUGUCCUUCAUAUUGGUGAAUGUCUGAACUGGUAGCAUAAAUGAGUCAACAAAUGAAAGUUAAUUGUUUUUGUUUUUUUGUUUUUUUCUUUUCUUUAAGUAGCUUUAUCGAUCCUUUAUAAAUAUGGAAGACCUUUUUUUUUUUUUUCCCCCCUUCCCCUAAAUGGCUUCUAAAAUUUGUAUUGCAUUUCUAAAUUACAGAAUGUGUUUAGAUUGAAUAAGAAUAAUUAUUUUAAAGCAAAACUGUAGCAUCUUCUAACUGUGGCAGCUCUAAUUGUCCCCUCCCCACCCCCCUUCAAAAAUAUUUUCACUGCAAAUUUAACGCAAAGAAAAACUACUACAUUUUUGCGGAGUGGGUUGUCUUUUUCCCCUGUCCUCUGCUUUGGCCAAUAUGCUUUCUGAGCCAGGCUGGACAGCGUGUAGCUCUGGUGCAGAAACAUCAAUAUUUUUUAUUUAUUUUUUUUUCUUUCUUUCUUGGCUCUGAAUAAGCCUAGUAAAGCUUUUGGCUUUUGUGAAGAGCUGACUUUGCCUCAGCGGUGCUAUGAUGUGCUUAAGGCAGUUACACAUGAAACGUCCAUUCAUAAUGACUAUUAGCAUAAUUCUGCCCCUCAAACUUUGUGCUCUGGCAAUGCAGAAGGGCUGCACUAAAAAUGGAUUAAAUUGGCCCACGAUUUUAUUGUUUCAUAUUUUGAAUAUUGCCUCGUAUUGCAAUUGCGAUGCACUGCAAUAUAUUAGAAUGGUAUUGCUGAGACAGAAAUGUGACCCAAAACUCUGGCAUUUACACAUUUGCCCGUUGUCAAGUCUUGGAGAUAUCAGUAUCAUUGAGCCACCAUUGAGAGAACCUUUAGCAGUAUGUUGUGCUGCCCUAGUGUAGAUCACAGCUACAGAGCAGAAUUAUUCUCAAGGUCUUUUUUUUUUUUUUUUCCCCUUUU
Molecule: messenger RNA, 4755 nt
Organism: Pygocentrus nattereri (red-bellied piranha)
Lineage: Eukaryota; Metazoa; Chordata; Actinopteri; Characiformes; Serrasalmidae
Product: probable ATP-dependent RNA helicase ddx6
Exons: 14
Coding region: 957-2432 (491 amino acids)
Biological process (GO): P-body assembly; cytoplasmic stress granule assembly
Cellular component (GO): P-body; cytoplasmic stress granule
Molecular function (GO): ATP binding; mRNA binding; RNA helicase activity
Source: RefSeq, a predicted model, not a curated record